Messenger RNA from Schistocerca cancellata (South American locust), 3061 nucleotides. RefSeq lists its product as uncharacterized. Bases 222 to 989 code for a protein of 255 amino acids. The transcript has 3 exons. The record is from RefSeq and is a predicted model, not a curated record. NCBI's taxonomy places the organism in Eukaryota, Metazoa, Arthropoda, Insecta, Orthoptera, Acrididae.
UUGAUAGCAACACGGAAGCUAUAAUGGUGUCCUGGCAGUAGUGUUUGCGUUCGUGGUGAGAACAGAAGACCGUGGUGUAGUUCUGUUACAUACGGUGUUUCAUUAAAUGGAACUAGAGUUUUAAUGUGUUUUCUGGAAUCUGAAUUCUGCCCUCUCGUACCGUAUUAGUUUCUUAACCGUUUUUCGUAGUUUGUAAACAAGUGCGACAGCAAAUUUUCACCAUGCCUGCCAGCGGACCCGUCUACCAGCCUACUACUGAAACAUACGAGCAACAGAGGGACUGGACGCGCGUCAGUUAUUUGUCUCAGACUGUUAGUAAUGGCAUUAACAGAACGAAAUGCCUGCAGUGGGUAACCCUUGUCCUCGGAUUGUUUGCUUUAGCAGCAGGGCUUAUUAUGCUCAUUGAAGGAGCUGUCGAUUAUUCAGACACCCGCCAGCACGAAGCGGAUGAAAGUGGUUCUACAAGUGAUUUAGUGAUUGCAGUUGCUGGUGCAAUUCUCAUUGUUAUUGGUUUUGUACUUAUAGCCUUUUACGUGCGCACAAUCAGGAGGAGGAAGAGUUGCUUCUGCUUCGACUCGAAGGAACAGAGACUGGCCAGACAGCUGGACAAUCAGGCAAGCAACGGCCAGGUGCUGACAUUGAAUCCAUCAACUGAUCUUCUUGUGACUGCACAGUAUGCUCCUGUGUCAGAGAUUUCGUAUCAGCCACCAGCAGUGUCUGAGGAGGAGGAGACACGCAAACUCAUGGGUAGUGACAACAAAGAGUGCAGUGAUAGUGUUGCUGCUGGAGGAAACAUUCAGUCAAUGAUCACCAACAAGAUGAGGAAGAUUUCUUCCACUUCCAGCUGCUUUGGUGGUCGUCGGCUGGCACCUCUUGCUUCAGGUGAAGAUGUAACGCCAUCACUGCGAUCUUCAUUUGCAAGUGUUUAUUACAACAUGACACCGUACCCAUCAGACCUCUCUCUUGGUUCAUCUACAGCAACUGAGUGACUGCUUGGCAUUUUAGUUAUGUGGAUGAAAUUUGUGGUUUUAAUUGAUGUGUCUUAGAAUUUGGCUGCCUUUGUGUGAAAUAUUGUUUGUAGAAAAAAAAUUUUGGACUGAGCUUAAUUGACUGCUUGCUUUUUCAAGUAUUAGUUUAUUUUAUAAAGCACAUAGGAAAAGAAAGCAGUUUGAUCUGUAAAUUCUAUGUUGUAUGAAGUCUUUAGUUAAUAAAUGAACUUCUGUUUCUAGCUUCCAUUUCUGAUAGUCAUUGUCUUUCAGAGUGGUUUGUUAAGCAGCUUUGUAUUGUCUGUUAUAUCACAAUGUGACAGUAUAGCUACACACACAAUUCUUUGCUUUCUGUGUUACCUUACCUUGCCAUGUACGCAUUUAGAUUUUAUAUGCGGUAACAACAAUCAGAUUUGUAAAGUAUAUAGAUUCGUCAGUUGUAUAUUUUUGUUAAAGACAGGAUGUGGAUUCAGUUAUUGCUGUUCUUUUCUCCUAGAUCGCCAUUUUUAAUUCUGAACGUGAUUCGAGUAAUGAAUUAAGAUAGCGUCUGCUAUUGUUACAAAAAUUGAAUAUUUUAUCACAGUAAAUGUAUAUAGGAACUAGUCAGAGCACACUGAUUAAUUGUAGGUGCUAAAUUAAAAUGUCAGUAAUGUUGUAAUCAUGUACAGAAAAAUUUGAUUUGGCUACUUAAUAAAAUACACUGUCACAGUGCAGUUAAUUCCAUAUUCUUCAUUGCAGGCGAUGCACAUAUUGUUGAUUGUUGUAAGGUAAUAGAAAAUAGUUACAGUUCAUGGAGUUUUGUCCUUAGAUACCAAAGAAUCUCAUUAAGCUCGAAAUUUCAACAAUACGUAGAUUUUUCAGGUUGACAAAAUAGUAGUGACUGCAUGCCUCUGAAAUUUGGCACAGAAGUCUUAAUUCUCCCCUCAGUUAAUUUCCGUGUAUUUAAACAAGUUAUAACUUAAUUCAAAAUACUUUCAGGUUGUACUGUUCAGCACAGUUUGAUUGACUGGUUCAAUUAAACAGUUGUGUAUUGGUGUUGACAGGGGAAGUGUUCGCAGACAUCAACUGAAAGUUAGUGAGCCUCAGUGGUCAUGCCUUGAUAUGUCACAAUUCAUACUGUAAUUUCGGGGUAAUAAUUUGCUACUGAUGCUAUUUUAUCAUUGAAGAACAUUUUACCAGUGAUUCAGGAUUAAUUCUUUGCCUUGGCUCACCUGCAAUUAAAAAUGUGGCCUAUAUCUCAAACUGUGAUUUGUAUUUCAAAAGAUAAAUGAAAUAAAACAGCUUUUAUAUUUUUCAUUCUUGUUUGACAAUAGAAUUGUACAUUGCAUUCUUAUUUACUGGCUUGUUUCUCUCAUUGUUUUAUGAAUAUGACUACAUUACUAAGACUGAUUAUUAGUGCAGAGCAUUUCAUUUUAGUGUGUUCAUGAUUUAUCUCGCUACAUUUCACCGUCCAGUUUUUAGUUUCAUGUUGAUUUGUACUUACUUUUAGUUUAUUUAUGACUUGACUAUAUCUUCAUGGGAAUGAUAGUUUGACGAUGUGUCAUUCUGUGUACACGUCUUAUUUUGCCAUGCCAAGGAGGAUGCUUUCGACAUAUGAAAACAUGAAGUGCAAUAACAAAUGAUUUAUGGUAUAAUUUUAUACUGUUUUCACACAAGCUAUUUAUGGAUUCAUUUGUGGAAAAUCAUUGUUAUUUUUAUUGUUAUCAGAAUAUCAAAACCAAAUUAAUGUAUUUUUAUUGAUUUGAAUCAUUUGUUUGCUACAAAAGUAUUCAAAUAAGGGAACUUACAUCAUUGUGGGAGAGUAUUAGAUUCAUUUUCAGACUAAUUUUGUUUCUUUCUGAACAUCAUUCUCAAUUUUACAAAAAUGAAAAUAAUUUUCCAGUUCUAUACUUCACAAUAAUUUCGCAAUGAAGUUGUUUUAAACAGGUUGUGUAUAAGAAACAGCAUCUAGCAUGGUUGUCUGUUUUAAAGUGUACUUAACAUUUAUUGAAUAUUACUGCUGAGAAAAAUCAGUUUAUACUACUUUUAAUUUGCUUUGUUACAGUAGCAGUAUUUAUACAUUGUAUGAAAGUUUU